Messenger RNA from Cryptomeria japonica (Japanese cedar), 2679 nucleotides. Its product is annotated as protein EDS1B. Gene Ontology annotation, biological process: lipid metabolic process. Bases 442 to 2352 code for a protein of 636 amino acids. The record is from RefSeq and is a predicted model, not a curated record. The transcript is spliced from 4 exons. NCBI's taxonomy places the organism in Eukaryota, Viridiplantae, Streptophyta, Pinopsida, Cupressales, Cupressaceae.
UUGGCGUAUUGUAUAAUCCGGCAAGCUGGACGCACAUUGCUAUCAUGGGGUUAUCAUGAUUUCGAUACCAAUUAAUUAAUGUUUACAGUCAAACUUUGUUGAAAGCGCAUUUGCCGGAUCCUCUCUUUCCUGGUAGCGUCCUCUGGAAAAAAGCUGACUUACCUAUCGCUUGUGAUGUGCGAUCUUAUCUGGAAGGCACAUGUAUUGUGAUUAACGUGACAAUCUCAGGUUCCUCUCUCUUUCCUCGUGCUCUACGUUUAGGUUGUCCGGAUGCUGCAACACACAUUCCUCACAGCUUCUUUGCUCUCCUCGGAUGCUGCAGUACACUUUCCUCCUUUGUGCUCUGUAAGGUCUCUUCAAUUUGAAACACAGAUACCAUUUUCACUGGAACAAAGAUAGCCAUUUUUUUCGAAACAGAAAUUGAGCUGCAGAUUGCAAGUUAUGGAUGAAGAGUUGUCCAACCGAGUUCCACUGUUCACUACUGGUCAGGAAUUUGCAACUUUUGUUGCUUCUUGUGGAAUCCUGCACAAGGCUUGGGAAGAGAUAUGUAAAGCUCAUGUAAAUCGUGUAGAUACUUUUGUUGUGAAGGAGGACGAAGGUGUUGUAUAUGUGACCUUCCCUUCUCUGUAUACAGAAGAUUUCAUUGUCAAAGAUAGCAAAUAUGGAGAGUGCAAGAUACAGGAUGAGAAUACGGUCUUCUCUCACAGCUUGAAGAGCAAUGAUGAUAAGCCUGCACUUGUUCACAAGGGAGCUCUUAGGCGUUUCCUCCGUAUCCUCGAAAUUUCAGAUUUUAACAGCCGGAUGAGCAGUUUUAUGAGCUUAAAAAGGGAACAAACUGUUGUGUUUGUGGGUCAUUCCUUGGGAGGUGCUGUGGCAACCUUGGCGACAAUCUGGUUUCUGGAAAAGAGGAUCAGACAAAUAUCUCCUUUUUGCAUUACGUUCGGUUCUCCUUUUGUUGGAGAUGCUAGUCUUGGGGAAGCAAUUGGUCGAGAAGAUUGGUCAGGAUGUUUUUUUAAUGUGGUCUCCAAGUAUGAUAUUGUUCCUCGGAUGCUUCUUGCACCAUCUGAAUCAAUCGCCCAACCUUUGACUGUGAUUUUGGCUUACUGGGGCAGCAUAAUGGGCAAAGCUUCCAUGGAAGUAUCAAGUCCACCUGAUCAAGAGGCUUGCAAAAGUCUUCUUAAAAAUGUUCUGCAACACACAUCUACAACAUCAAGCAAUUACACUGAAGAAUCUGGUCUUAGAAGCAUGUAUAGACCAAUUGGUACUUACAUGUUCUGUUCAACCCAUGGUGCGGCUUGUAUUGGAGACCCUGAAGCUGUCUUGAAGAUGCUGCAUUUUACCAUACAGUGCAAUGAAGGAAAGACUUUUGAUGAAAUUGCGAGUGUUUGUAUCUUGGAGCACACUGAUUAUGGCAAUUUGCUGGAGUAUAUCACUGAACACCUACUUAACACAAUCGCAAUGGGAAUCACAAAUGCCAUUUCAGAUUCGUCCUAUGAGACGGGAAUAGCACUGGAAUUGGAUGCAAUGGGUAUUGAGGCUCAGAAUGAUGAUGCAUUUCAUGCCCUCAAAAAGGUGGAAGAGAAGAAAGGCACUUUUGAGAUGAACAUUGAAGAACUAAAUGUCACAUUGAGCAAGAACCAAAGUGCCAUGGCAGAGUUGGAAUGGUUUAAAGGGCUUUGUAAAGUCCAAGGCAUCGGCUAUUAUGAUUUUUUCAAACACCAAAAUGACCAGAAGACUGUCAGAAUAGAAAUGCUUCGCACAUCUCUGGAAACAUUCUGGGAUUCGAUUGUUGAGAUGGUGGAGAAGCAUGAAUUGCCAAUUGACAUACAAUUCCAAAAUAAAUGGAUCAAUGCUGGCACCGCUUACAGAAGACUUGUGGAGCCUCUGGAUAUUGCAUACUUUUAUGGCAAACAGAAGGGUAAUGACCCCUAUCUGUCACAGGGGAUUCGACCACGCCGUCACAUUGUCCUAGAAAAAUGGAUGAAUGAAAAAGAACAAACUCGCAUUGGGACAAAUAAGAAGCCUCGCACAAAGUUUGCAUCCUUGACUCAGGACUCUUGUUUUUGGGCUCAUGUAGAAGAGGCUUGUAAAGACCUAAGGAAACUCCAACAGAAAAAAGAGCAACAAAAGGUCAUGAAUGCCCAACUAAAAGAAAGCCUUGAAAAGUUUGAAGAUUAUGUGUGGAGCAUGAUCAGAGAUCGCAGUAUUUCUGUUGAGGUGUUCUUGGAACAGAGUAGCUUCAUGCAAUGGUGGCAACAAUACAGGCAUCUUCAACUUCAAUCUGAACAGUGGAAAUCAAGCUCUUCUUUGUUGAAGUUCAUGGAAGAUGAGAAUUGGAAGCUGGAAAUUUAGAAGCUGACUUUUUUCAACUGGUACAAAGAUGUUAGAACUGUUUCUAAUUUUCAUGUUUUCUUGGUGACUGGUUUUCGACUCUCAUAUUUGCACAUCCUGCCAUGCUUUAUUGUAGUAAGUUAGAAAUAUGCAUAUCACCACCAUUAGCUAUAAUGACCUAUGAUAGUGAUUUUGCAAUUUGUCAAAAACAGGUGUACUUUGAAAGCCUUUUGUUUGAUCUUUAGAAGACUUGUAGCAGUGAAGGUUUAAAUAUUUUCGUGGCCUAAUAAUCUUGUAUAUUUACUCUAGUUAAUUUUCUGACAAGGUUUGUAGUGUAGGUUUCAAAUA